Messenger RNA from Nematostella vectensis (starlet sea anemone), 1344 nucleotides. Its product is annotated as protein N-terminal glutamine amidohydrolase. The record is from RefSeq and is a predicted model, not a curated record. Gene Ontology annotation, molecular function: protein-N-terminal glutamine amidohydrolase activity; protein-N-terminal asparagine amidohydrolase activity. The transcript has 6 exons. The coding region runs from base 78 to 695 and encodes 205 amino acids. NCBI's taxonomy places the organism in Eukaryota, Metazoa, Cnidaria, Anthozoa, Actiniaria, Edwardsiidae. Gene Ontology annotation, cellular component: cytosol; nucleus.
AGCCUCGCUCUGACUACAUGCUAGCCUCGCUUUCAUUUUUGCCGAGUUCGUGAUUCAACAGCCACGGGCAGCGAAAAAUGGAGGCGAAGGUGGGCUUGGAAAAUAAGUGUGAUAUUUCGCCUUCAAAUUGUGUUUACACAAGUUGUUACUGUGAAGAAAAUGUGUGGAAAUUAUGUGAAAGGAUAAAAGAGGAACAAGUUCUUGAUCUGGAAGAGCAUUAUGUUGUUUUUAUAUCAAACAGCAAUCGACAGAUUCCUUUAUGGAUGCAAAAAAAAGCAAGUAGUCCCUUAGAUGCAGUUGUUUGGGAUUACCAUGUGAUAUUAAUCAGGAAGACAAAGGAUAAAAGUUUUGUUUAUGACCUGGAUUCCAUUCUACCAUUUCCUUGUCCCUCUGAGCUGUACCUUGAACAAGCCAUACAGAGUGACAGAAAACUUAAAAAGCAAUUUCACAGGAAAUUCAGGAUAAUCCCCGCUCCAGUAUUUCUCCAGACAUUUGCGUCAGACAGAUCACAUAUGAGAAAGCAAAAUGGAGAAUGGCGACAAGAGCCCCCAGCAUACCCCCCUAUUAAAACUGGAGCAUCUUCAAUGAACCUUGAUUCCUUCAUCGACAUGACACCAGGCCGCGGCGAAGGAACUGUGUAUGACUUUAGAAACUUUAUACGAACCUUUCUUCUUUUCCCAGAGCCAAACAUCUAAGGGAUAUUAUAAAUUUACAGGGGAUUUAAUUCGCAAGAUUGCUUCCUGCUCUUUGUAGCAAGAAAGGUGUUAUGUAGGUGCCGACGACAGAUAAGUUUAUACAGAACUUGAAUGCAAUGAAUGGAGCAUAGUUCUCAGUUCAUACCAGCAUCCUGUGCCGAAUUUGUCAGUUGUCGUCUACGCUCCUGCUUUGUGGAGCUUUAUACUUUUCAUGACAUCUUUAUAUACUCGCGGAUUACCUUGGUUCCAAAGCCUCGAACGUCUCCCUAUUUAGUGACUAGCGCAGACAGCGCUGAAACUUCUCGGGCUUCUCGGCAUUGAGCUUCGCUGGUCACUAGACUGUUUUCACGAUGUUGCGCGCGCAUUAAAAAUUACACAGACUGGCGGGCCACCGCUGAUCUAAAAUGUGUACGAAGAGGAGUUUUUAGACAAAGCUAUAAAAGGUGCCGCCAGAGGGCUACUCUCGCGGAGUUUUGGAGUCACAUCCCCCUUUGUCCGCAUUUUGGAUGAGCAUCAAAUUGUGAAUAGACUUUUUCAACAGUUACUGUAAAUAACGAAAAUACAUUUGAAGUUAAAUAGAUAGUUUUCUUCCUGUAAAUAUUGAUUUAUAAGAUAUAUAGAGAAUUAAUAAAGCUGCAAAGCUAUGUCA